Messenger RNA from Cuscuta epithymum, 2445 nucleotides. The record is from the annotation of a GenBank genome assembly. Lineage: Eukaryota; Viridiplantae; Streptophyta; Magnoliopsida; Solanales; Convolvulaceae.
CUUGUAUCUUCUUGUUGGUUUUUUUUUGGUCCCUGCUACCUUCUUGCUUUCGGACACCUGGUUUUCAAUCUCCAAUCUGAUCAAAGAUUAGAUUUUUUUCUUUAAUGCAGUCUUGUCACGAACCCUUCAAUUCUCUGCAAGCGGAUCAGAAUUGAAAAUCCCAUUGGUAAGUUUCUUUCUCUUUAAUUUUGAGCGGCUGAGUCAUCUUCUUGCCCAGACUUCCCUGUGCCAUAAUGGUCAAACCAAGCAAUAAAACAAUCCAAAAUCAAUAAUUAAAUAGAGGAAAUGAAGUGUUUCAUGCCCUGCAUUGCUGAAACUAAGGAAGAAGAAGAAUCAAGAACAGUGAAGCCAAAUUUGGCUACCCCUUCACCUUCUGCCUUUCUUGAUGAGCAUGAUCUUGCCUCUACUUCUCUGAAUGCCUCAGACACCACCACCAGUACAGAAUCUUCCAGGAGCAGGAAUACCCAGUUUCCUAAUUCAUCCAAACGCUCCUCAGACCUCAGGCAAUUUACAUUCUUAGAACUGAAAGAAGCAACAAAAAAGUUUAGUAGAUCAACCAAGAUUGGGGAGGGUGGGUUUGGAUCUGUCUACAAGGGAACAAUUAGGAGUUCUGAAGAUCCAUCUAGACAAGUUGAUGUGGCCAUAAAACAACUUAAUAGCACUGGAAACCAGGGACAUAAAGAAUGGGUGACAGAAGUUAAUGUUCUUGGAGUGGUUGAACACGAGAACCUUGUCCAAUUAAUUGGCUACUGCGCGGAGGAUGGUGAACGGGGAAUCCAGCGCCUUCUGGUGUAUGAAUAUAUGCCUAACAGCAGUGUGGACAAUCAUCUAUCAGCUAGGUCAGAAACAACUCUUUCAUGGGCCACGAGGUUAAGGAUAGCUCGAGAUGCUGCUCGUGGCUUAGCAUAUUUACAUGAGGGCAUGGAAUUUCAGAUCAUCUUCAGAGAUUUCAAAUCAGCAAACAUUCUCCUAGACGAGCAAUGGAACGCAAAACUGUCGGACUUUGGGUUAGCUAGGCUGGGCCCUUCAGAAGGACGUUCUCAUGUCUCAACCGCAGUAGUUGGAACAUUGGGAUAUGCUGCUCCUGAAUAUAUCCACACGGGUCAUCUUUCUUCAAAGAAUGAUGUGUGGAGCUAUGGGAUGUUCCUCUAUGAGCUAAUAACAGGCAGGCGACCACUGGAUCGGAGUCGCCCUAAGCGUGAGCAGAAGCUCUUGGAAUGGGUAAAGCAAUACAUAUCAGAUCCUAAGAAGUUUCAAACGAUAAUAGAUCCCAGGCUUAAAGGGGAGGAUGUCCUAGGUUCUGCUCAGAAACUCUCUCAUGUUGCCAACCGCUGUUUGGAAAAACGCCCAAAGUUACGCCCGACCAUGACUGAAGUCCUCGAAAUGGUUACUCCUAUUGCAGAAGCACCGAUAGGGAUGGACAAUUCCAAGCGGCCUAUUGUAGUAGCAGAAGAAGACACUUGUAGAAAUGGUAAAAGGACAAUCAAACCAAAUAAAGUAUUGGGUGGUUGGUUGGUGAGAAUAGCGUCACUAAAGCGUCGAAAGACAGUCAUCUGAGCCCUUCGGUGGAGGCCAAUUUGGGGUCGGAUUUGUGCUGAAUGAAUCAAUGAACGAUGGUAGUGCCCGAGUGUUAACUGUUUUGCUUCCAUCCUUCCGCUGUUUACUACAACUAUAUAUAUGUAUAUAUAUUAUUCCUGCAGAGAAGCAGCAGCUGCUGAUCUAGAUCAUGUACUAUACUCGUGUUCUUUUUCUAUCCAUAUCUGGCAAUACUAUGUGAACAUCUUACUGGACAGUCAUAGGAAUAUAUCUAACCUUAGAGUCUUAGACUAUGCUUCAUUUCUUGGUGGCCUUCCUCUUCCAAGAAGACAAUGACUGGUCUGUAUGUUUCGGUAAUCACAUGGUAUAAUUGGAUAGCUUACUGUGAUUACACACGGGGGCAGGAUACUCCACGUCCCACAGUGAUAUCGUGGUGUAAGAGUGUUUUUCAGCAAAAGCUUGCCAGCAAACGUAGUGUGCUUAAACAACAUAAUCUAUUCUCAAAAAGUUUCCUCUUGCCUGUACCCGACUGCAGAGCUAUCGAUAUGGUAAAAGCCACUACUAGCAGUCUGGCAGCUAUAAGAUUAAUGUAGCUGUCUUUUAUAAAGAUCAGCAAGUAUUAAGAUAGCUAAAUGUUACUCUUUCAAAGCAGAGUCAAAACUAGUGUACGCAGCACUGGCUUUCAUGACGGCAAGUCGGCAAUCCUAAGGUGUUUGAUAGAAGGCCUAAGAAAACCUAUAAUUCGAUUUGAAUCCAAUCUUAUGCUUAAGAUAAAAACUGUUUGUAUAUUAACAUCCAUUUGUAGUUUUGAAAAUACAAUUUUUUUAUCAGUGAAUAUCCUUUUACUCCGUAAUAGGCAAAAUAUGUUUUGUCCAGGCAAUUCACAUGUACUCCCGUAACUUAAAAAUC